Molecule: messenger RNA, 984 nt
Organism: Enhydra lutris kenyoni (northern sea otter)
Lineage: Eukaryota; Metazoa; Chordata; Mammalia; Carnivora; Mustelidae
Product: olfactory receptor 1361-like
Exons: 1
Coding region: 1-984 (327 amino acids)
Biological process (GO): G protein-coupled receptor signaling pathway
Cellular component (GO): membrane
Molecular function (GO): G protein-coupled receptor activity; olfactory receptor activity
Source: RefSeq, a predicted model, not a curated record
AUGGCCACUAGAAACAGGACAGAAGUAACUGAAUUUGUCUUAUUGGGCCUGUCCAGCUGGCCAGAGAUGCAGCCAGUUAUUUUCGGGAUUGUCUUUUCCAUGUACCUAGUGGCACUUAUGGGCAAUGCCCUAUUAGUAAUUGUUGCCCUUUCAGACCCCAAGCUUCAGACCCCAAUGUAUUUCCUGCUCAGUCAGCUUUCCUUCAUUGACAUGUUUCUGACAACCAUCACUGUUCCCCAGAUGCUGGUGCACACCCUGUCUGCGAAUAGAACCAUCUCCUUUAAUUGCUGCAUGAUCCAGCUGUUCUUUUUUAUGGCUGUGGGCAGCAUGGAAGGCCACUUGCUGGCUGCCAUGGCCUAUGACCGCUAUGUUGCCAUCUGUGACCCCUUAAGAUACUCUGCCAUCAUCAGCCAUCACCUCUGUCUGCGCAUAACCGUGACCUCAUGGGUGGUCGUCAGCCUCAACAGCCUCCUUUAUAGUGUGUUGGUCACCCGCUUAACCUUUUGCGACAACCAGGUCACCCACUUCUUCUGUGACAUCACACCCUUGCUGAAGCUCUCCUGCACCCGACCAGUGGUCAACGAAAUGCUAAUAUUUACUGAGGGUGUAGCUGUGGUGGUCAGCCCCUUCUUCUUCAUUUUAGGUUCCUAUGCCCGCAUUGGCGUUGCCAUAGUCCGCAUGCACUCAGUUUCUGCCCUGCGCAAAGCCCUGUCCACAUGUAGCUCCCACAUUCUGGUUGUGCUACUUCUGUAUGGCUCUGUGAUCCGCAUGUACCUCCAGCCAUCUUCCAGCUAUGACUUGGACCAGGAUCGCCAAGUUGCCAUCUUUUACACAGUAGUUACCCCUAUGCUAAACCCACUAAUCUACAGUUUGCGGAACCAGGAAGUUAAAGGGGCUCUGCGAAGGCUUUUCAAGAAACUCCCCAUCUCAGGAAGCUUCCAACCUGGUUCCCAGGUGAACAGGAGAUGUCAGCACGUCUCCUGA